This is a messenger RNA of Loxodonta africana (African savanna elephant), 15717 nucleotides long. It is a transcript of the gene ZBTB34, whose product is annotated as zinc finger and BTB domain containing 34. The transcript has 2 exons. Bases 9311 to 10825 code for a protein of 504 amino acids. Lineage: Eukaryota; Metazoa; Chordata; Mammalia; Proboscidea; Elephantidae. The record is from RefSeq and is a predicted model, not a curated record. Gene Ontology annotation, molecular function: protein binding; RNA polymerase II cis-regulatory region sequence-specific DNA binding; DNA-binding transcription factor activity, RNA polymerase II-specific. Gene Ontology annotation, biological process: regulation of transcription by RNA polymerase II.
GGAGAAGCUCUUUGUUAUUAGCUUUCUCUGGCAUAUAUCACUUAUGUCUAAUGCUACCAUUAAGAGUACAGAUAACACAAAAUGAAUAUUUGAAACAUUAAAAUGUUUAAUCCUGAUAAUGGGAAAAGAAAAAAUCAUAAUUCCACAGUAGGUGUCUGUGGGGAAAGAGCAUCACCUUUGGAAUCAGAUAGAGCUGAUUUGAGCCCCAGCAAGGCUACUUACUAGCUGUGUAAACUUGGGCAAUUUAUGUAAUGUCUCUGAGCCUCCGUUUUCUCAUCUGUAAGGUGGAGGUAAUAAAAUCCAUAGGAUUGCUAUGAGUUUUAAAAUAAGUAUACAAAGGUGGUAGCACAGUUUGUACCACAUAUUAACUGCUCAUUGCAUAUAUCAUCUUCAUUAUUAUUAGGGAUAAAUUUAUUGAGGUCAAGAAAUGCUAGGCUCUUGGACCUAUGUGUAUCCACUGAGUUGUGGAUUUCUAAGUCUCUGUCCCACAUCUACCUUCCAGUUGACCAAUGUAUUUGUCAAAAAUGUCAGUAUCAUAACUCCAAACUGUCAUCAUUAUGUUUUAUUCUCAUUCAUUUUCAUGUUACUUUAAUUUACAUUCUUAAUUUUUUCAAACUUCUUAAUUGUGUCCAUUUAAUCUUUUAUAGCUGACAAACUGCUGAAUUUAGCAUAGUGAGAGUCAUCAACUGAAUGCAGUUUAAUUUCUCAUGGUUAUUUUCUGGUUGAUGUUGAUGGCAUGGAAAACCUCAUGGAAGAAUGUAAUUCAAGGUGAGCUUCUCUAAUCCUUUUGUCGUAAGAGGCGGGACUUAAUGUAUUUUCAGUUUCGCUGCUCCCUGAAAUGAUAGCAGUGAGCAAAUAAGAUGAUGGUCCUUACCAUUCUUACUUUGAGUUCUUUGUCUUUAAGAAAGAAAGCUUAUUUUUUUACCUGAAACAAGUCCUUCUCUUUGUAUAAUAAACUUGAUAGAAUUUGGCACUUCUACUCUUGCCUACUUCAAUAACAGAAGUAAAAAGAAUGGAAAUGGCUACAAACCACUUAAAGUACAAUGUGAUUACCACUGUGUCAGACUCAGCCUGACUUUGUCAGUGUAGUGAUACAUCCUUAAAUGAGAAUUCUCUUUUCACUCGAAGUUGAUCAAUAAGAAUCUGGCCCCAUUAAAACUCUGCAUCUCACCAGUAUGCCUGGAUUAAACUCCUUAUUUUAUAGGAGAUAAGAGUUCUGGCUCUGGAGUCUGACAAACUUAGGUCCAAAUAUUGGUUUAGCCAAUCAUUAGCUGUGUGACCUUGGGUAAAUUUCUUAGUCUCUAUUUCCUUACCUGUAAAAUGGGGGUAAUUGCAGUAUCUGUUGUCAUGAAGAUUCAGUGAGCAAGUAAAGAGCUUGCUUAGCAUACAGUACGUAGGAAGAGCUCAAUAACUGUUAGCUCUUAUUUUCUUUUUUUUUACCAUUGCUAGUAAGGUUAAAGAGGCCAUUCCCUCCUCCACUAGGAAAUUUCAGGAGAGUCUUCAGUUAGAUUUGCAUUGACUGAAGGACAAGUGGCACUGUCUCAGAAUUAGCAGUGUAUCUGAGCAGACCUGGAGAAUGUUAACGCCUUGGUAGGAAAUGUAACAGUUUGGAUAAAAAUGUUCUUUCAGGCGCACAUGAAUUAAUGCAGUAAGAACUCUAGACUUGUUUUCUUUAAAUUAGGAUGAGUGCUUCAUGAAUAUCCAUCACAGAAUGCCAUUUUAUUUAUUUUAUUUUUUCUUGCGUUGGGUUUCAGUAGCACCAGCAUGUGUUGUGCAGCCCUGGUGUUAUUCAGCUCUACUUUCUGAAGGAUUAGAUUGUAAAUUAUGACAGCUCAAUUUUAGUUUUCAUCUAGACGCAGGCAGAAAUACCUAGAAAAGUUAUUUUUAUGUAGUUGUUACUGCUGUUACCAUGCUUAUUGUCCCUAGUGCUUCAAAUGUGUUCCUUUCAAUGACUUUUUAAAUGAGAAUGAAAAUUAGGGAUCUUGAGGUCUUCAGUGCCUGAUAGAGAAAGCCUACUUUGAAUUGUGUCUCAGGUAUCGGCAAGUUAUUGAAGCCAGCAGGUGCAAAUCUGGCUUUGGAAUUGUAAGCCUCUUGGUGCCUUAAACAACUCCCAAGUUUGUAAACUUACUUUCUGUUCUUGGAAGCAUAACUAGAUAUUUUUAAAUAAAGCAUAGCAUCUUGUGGAACAAAGUAGUUUUCUUUGGUUAAGUAGGAGCCCUGGUGGCACAGUGGCUAAGUGCUUGGUUGCUAACUGAAAGGUCUGGUUCCAACCCACCAGCCACUCCACGGGAGAAAGAUAAUGACAGUCUGUUUCCAUAAGGAUUACAGCCGUGGAAACCCUGUGGGACAGUUCUCUUCAGCCCUAUAGGGUUGCUAGGAGUUGGCAUUGACUCGAUGGCAAUGAGUUUGGUUUUUAGGCUUAUAGGUUAGGUGGGAAUAAGCUUCCUUGCUACAUUGUGCCUACUAGCAGAGACAAUCCAGUACUUCUUGAGUCUUCAGUAGGAAAAGUCGAAAGAAAGCUGAGGGUGCAGUUCUGGCAGCAGCCAGUGGAUUUUGCGCCACCACGUCGAGCCUGGUGUCAGCAGACAUGUACUGAGAGCCUCUCUGUGCCAGGCAUACUACUGGGCCUGGGUACACAGUUCCUGCCCUCAGAGAGCUACACAUCAAGAGUGCGAAAGCUCAGCAGCGUGGGAAUCUCCAGAACUCAGCAUGUCUCUAAUUGCUUAGUUUUUACACUUUUGUUCUGUUUGUCAUUAUGGGGAGAUGUUUCCAGGGCUUUGUCCGUGAAUGUUGAAGAGGGAAUUUCAAAGCUGUAGGUGGUUUACCGAGGUGACAUUUGAGAGUCCCUUCCCAUCUUUGGAAGCCCUGAUGGUGUAGUGGUUAAGAGUUAUGCCUGCUAACCAAAAGGUCGGCAGUUUGAAUCCACCAGAUGCUCCUUGGAAACCCUAGGGGGCAGUCUACCCUGUCCUAUAGGGUCUGUAUGAGUCGGAAUUGACUCGACAGCAACAGGCUUGGGCUUUCUUUUUUUGGUUUUCCCAUCUUUAGGUUCUCUUCAAGAUGGGUCAGCAGUGUGAGAGGGUGUCAUUUGUUUAGAUUCUGGUUUUCAUUGUUCAGUUUCCUCAGAGCUUAACAGAGCCGUUGAUGCUAGAUAUAGGUGUUACCUCUUUUACCAUAUAACAUGCUCUAGUAUCUCCUUUAUAGGAGAAAAGGCCUUUUCUGUUUUCAGCUCUUCUGUGUUGUUUCCCUGGAUAACGUCAUCUUAUCAGCUAUACUCGGUAAUUUUUUUUGUCACUCCUAAAUCAGUAUCUCCAAGUCUUAUGUUUCUCUAGAGCUUCAGCCCUGUAUUUCCAACUGCCUGUUGGACAGCUCUGUACAGACGCCCAACUUAGCCGAGGCUGAACUAACUUGCUCCCCAGAAUGGAUAUCCUCUCUUAGUCUCCAAGUCCUGUCGAUUCCUUCUUUGGAUUCAUGUUCAAAUCUGCUGCUACCAGAAUUCAGUUUGAGUUCUUGAAUCCAGUACUCAAGGCACUGCACGUUUCUUACUGUGGCACCCAUCUUUCCCAUGUCACCUUUGAACCUGUGCCUUGACCACACUGUACUACUCACUAUAUACCCCAAGCACUGUACAUUUUCACUCUGCUCUGCCUUUCUUCUGCCAUGCCUUCUGUGUGCAGUGUUCUCUUGCUGUUUCACUUGAAAUGCAAGGCCCUGUUCAAAUAUUACUUCCACCCUGAAGUUUUUCUUUGUUUUAUUUUGAUUUUUUUUAAGUAUCUGUCAAAAGUGGGUCCCUAGGAGGUGCAAUGGUUUGUACUCAACUACUAACCUAAAUGUUAGUGGUUCAAACUCAACCUAGCAGAACUGUGGAAGAAAGGGCUAGUGGCCUGCUUCUGUAAAGAUUACAGCCAAGAAAACUCUGGAUCACAGUCAGCAUGAGUUGGACUUGACAGCAGUGUUUUUUUUUUUGUUUGUUUGUUUUUGUCAAAAGUAAUCAUCCUUGUUACUUCUCAUAGUUCUUUGUUUCUGCCUCUGUAAUUGUCUGCUUUAUACAAUAGUUAUCCAUUUGUAGCCUUUUUUCUCCUGUAAAUUCGUAGGUCUAACAAAGUAAUUUUAUUUUAUUUUUUUAGGUAAAAAUCUACACAUGCCUUAAAAAAAAAAAACUUUUAGCAUAAAUAAUACAGCUGUGUUGUUGUUCAGUGUCAUUGAGUUGAUUCUGACUUAUAGCAACCCCAUGUGACAAAGUAGAACUGCCCAGAGGCUUUUCUAGGCCGUAAUCUUUAUAGGAGCAAGUCCCCAGGUCUUAUCUCCUGCCAAGUCAAUGGGUGGGUUUAAACCGCUGACCUUUCGGUUAGCAGCCAAGCCCCAGCAGGGCCCCGGUAUACAGCUAUGUUAUAAAAAAUUCAAAAGAAAAAAAAAAAAAUUUGUUGCCCUCUCCCCAGCCCUUAGUCCUUCUUCCCAAAGAUGACUGCCAUUAAUAGUUCUUUGUAAGUCCUUCUGGAAACAUGUUUAUGGAUAUAGCAGCAUAUAUGUAUCCUUUUAAGGACUAUACACAAAGAAAAUCUCUUGUCUACACACAUAUUGUUCUACAGCAUGCUGUUCGUGGCUAAAUCUUCAAGCUCUUUAUCAGAGCACACAAAUUUAUUCUUUUUAAUUGCUGCAUAGUAUUGUAGAUUUUAUUUUAUUUUUUUGCCAGUCUUCUUUUGUUAGAAUUUCAGGUUGUUAAUCCCCUUUCCUCCUCCUUUUUUUUUUUUUUUGUUAUGGCAUCCUAACAUACUUUUGCAAGUAAUAUAUUUAUACGCGCAAUUCUUAGUAGUUGAUUGUGCACCAUAGGUAAGUGCUCCUUACAGUUUACCAAAUUAUUCCUCAGGAUUACACGUGCCAGCUCUUUUAAAAUGUGUGCAAGUCCAAUAGAUGGAAAAUGGUGUCAUUAUUUUUUCUUUUUGUAAUUUACAUGUCUUUAAUCAUGAAGUUAAACAUCUUUUCAUGUUUUUUUGGUCAUUUGUCUUGUCUUUGUAUCUUGCCCAUUCUGCCAUUGAUUGUGUCAGCCCAAUUUGUUUGAUUUAUAAAUUAAAGAAUUUAGAAAGUAGCCCUUUGUCACGUGUGUUGCAUGCAUUAAACAAUAUGCUGUUUAUCUUCUGGCUUUUUGGGAGGGGAAUAUUUUUUGUCAAUAUAUUUUUGUGUUGCCAGAUUUAUUUGUCUUUGCCUUUAUGGCUUCUGGGAUUUAUGCCGUGCUUGGAAAGGCCUUUCUUAUGUCAGUAUUAUAAAUAAAUUCACCCAUGCUUUUAGUUAUUUUUGCUGAUAAAUAAGUAUUUAUAAAAUACUUAAGAUUAUAAUGGCAUUAAAUGGAAGACGAAUGCCCUGGUGCCGUAUAAGAAAUUGGUAAAUAUGCAACACCUUUGAAAACUCCGGUAGCUAUAUAUUCCAUUAACUGGAUGUUUUAUGUGAACCUAUAAUGUUAUUUAAACCCUGGUAGUGCAGUGGUUAAGCACUACGGCUGCUAACCAAAAGGUCAGCAGUUUGAAUCCACUAGGUGCUCCUUGGAAACCCUAUGGGGCAGUUCUUCUCUGUCCUAUAGGGUCAUUGUGAGUUGGAAUCUACUCAGUGGCAGCGGGUUUGGUUUGGUUUAUAAUGUUAUCAAGAGCCCUGGUGGUGCAGCAGUUAAAGAGCUUGACUGCUUAACCAAAAGGUUGGUGGUUCAAAUCCACCAGUGGCUCCGCAGGAGAAAGAUGUGGCAGUCUUCUUCUGUAGAGAUUUACGGCCUUGGAAACACUAUGGGGUCAGUAUAAGUUAGAAUUGACUCAAUGGCAGUGGGUAUAGUGUUAUCAUAUGUAAGAGCAGUCAUUGUCUUUUUGGCUCUUUUGCUCAAACUUAGUGGAAAGAGCAGGGUGGAAGGAAGAGCAGGAUAUUGAUUAACUGGUAUCUGUUCAUCCUUCUCAAAAUCAGCCAUUUGUUAUAUUACAGUCAGCUGAUUUUUCUGUCUUAGCAAAGUGGCUUUCUUGUUCUAAAGUCCUUCAAGUAGAAUACAUUUUAUUUUUAGUGAGCCUUGGAAGCUGGUUUAGGGGAGAGCAUUUCCUUGUUUGUUGCAUCACUGAACAGCAGAUCAUAAUCGUAGUCGUGAUGCAUGGGGCAUGCUGAUGUGUUUUGUAGCUUUUUUCGAGUGCGAUCUUGCAAAGAUUUCAGACAGCUUUACUUACUGUGCCUUAUUGACAUGCGAUCUUGCAUCAGGUCUUGUUUUUCUUUUUAAAGCAUGCAUGCAUAUAUAUUUCUAGAACCCCUCUUCUUCAUGUUUUACUUCAGGUCUUAGGGAGGAGUAUCCCAGGCUGGCUUGUACGGUUGAUUUAUAGGACAGUACCACUCUCCCCUGUGACUGUGCCCACAGUGCCUCAUUGUGUAAGUGGCCUCUUGCCUCUGGUUGCCCAGUCUGCCUUCACUCCCCAGUGUCUGUUCGUUUUCUUCCCAAACCUGCACGCUCUCCACUCCUCAUGGCUCUGCUUUGUCCCUGGCCUUCACUGGUCUUGUUGACUUGGCUUUCCUUGUCUCUUAUCCUCCAGUGCUUCCAGAUUUGGCUUCCUUGCUGCUUGGUCAGUACUGGAUGCCCCUUCAGUUUGCUCUUGCUUUUUGAACAGGCAAGAGUCUCAGUGCUGCUUUCAAUUCUGUUGAACUUAGGCUGAACCCUGUGUCUUCUUGGCAGCAUGUACUCUCUGUGACUUUCAUCUUCAAACACCAGUAGGAACAGUUACUUGAGCCCUAGAUCUGUGGUCUCUUAUUAAUUGAGACAUUAGUAUUUAAAGGUAGCUUUUUAUUUUAAAGCAGGUAGAAUGAGCCAGGGUAAGGGGCUCUGAUGUGAGAAGGGGAUAAAAACUGAGACUCUGGAUAGCAGAUUACACUUCAGCAGGAGUCCCACCUGGGACUUUUUCUCUGCUCACAGCCGGUAACUUUGCUGGUGAUUUGAUGUAGAAAAGAAGGCGCAGUGAUGUUUUCUCCUCCAUCACCUUCCUCUUCACAGAGGAAGAACCAGGAACCCUGGGCAGCAAUAGGAGGAUGUUUACCACCAGUGCUGUCCCUUUCCCUGCCCACUGUUAUAGGGCAGGAAUGUAAUCUGGCGCAAGCAUCUUUUUAUUCUGCCUUUUCCUCACCUCCUUCCUACCUCUCUCUGCCUGCCGUGUUAUUUCCCUCAGGGCAAAAACAAGGAUAAGGGGUUAUUGUGUUGAGGGGCUAGAUGGGCAAACUUCGUAAUAGCUCUGGGAAAGUCAACCACUUGAAUUCUCAGUUUCCUUAUCUCUAAAAUGGGCUAAUGUUAGCUGCCGUCCAUUCGAUUCUGACUCAUAGCGACCCUAUCUAUGUACAACAGGAAGAAACACUGCCUGGUCCUGUACCAUCCUCACAGUUGUUACGCUUGAGCCUGUUGUUGCAGCCACUGUGUCGGUCCCCCUUGCUGAGGAUCUUACUCUUUCUCGCAGACCCUCCACUUUACCAAGCAUGAUGUUCUUCUCCAGGGACUGGUGCCUCCUCAUAACAUGCCCAAAGUAAGUGAGGUGAAGUCUCGCCACCCUUGCUCCCAAGGAGCAUUCUGGCUGUACUUCUUCCAGGACAGGUUUGUUCAUUCUUCUGGCAGUCCAUGGUAUAUUCAGUAUUCUUUGCCAACACCAUAACUCAGAGGCGUCAAUUCUUCUUCUAUCUUCCUUAUUUGUCGUCCAGGUUUCACGGCCAUAUGAGGUGAUUGAAAAUACCAUGGCUUGAGUCAGGCGCACCAUAGCCCUCAAAGUGACAUCUUUGCUUUCUAAUACUUCAAAGAGUUCUUUUGCAGCAGAUUUGCCCAACGUAAUACAUUGUUUGAUUUCUUGACUGCUGGUUCCAUGGGCGUUGAUUGUGAAUCCAAGUAAAAUGAAAUCCUUGACAACUUCCAUCUUUUCUCCUUUUAUCGUAAUGUUGCUUAUUGGAUCAGUUGUGAGAAUUUUUGUUUUCUUUGUGUGGAGGUGUAAUCCAUACUGAAGCCUGUAGUCUCUGAUCUUCAUCAGUAAGUUCUUCAAGUCUUCUUGGCUUUCAGCAAGCAAGGUUGUGUAAUCUGCAUAUGGCAGGUUGUUAAUGAGUCUUCCAAUCUUGAUGCCUCAUUCUUCAUAUAGUCUGUUUUCUUGAGUUAUUUGCUCAGCAUACAGAUACAGAUUGAAUAAGUAUGGUGAAAGGAUACAACCCUGAUGCACACCUUUCCUGACUUUAAACCACGCAGUAUCCCCUUAUCCUAUUCGAAUGACUGCCUCUUGGUCUAUGUACAAGUUCCUCAUGAGCACAAUUUUUUUUUUUUCAAAAUGAGCUAAUAGUACCUGCCUUAUGGGGGGGAGGUCAAGAGGAUUCAUUCAGUAAAAUACUGCAAAUAAAGCCUUUACAACAUGCGUAGCGUGCAUCAGGCCUUCAGCAAGUAGUAAUUAUUAAUGAUGAGGAUGGAGAAACUUUCCCAAGUAGAUUAAAGGGCAAAGGCUAAGGAGUUUGGUGGGAGGGGGCAGUGAUCCCCUCUUUCGAAUGUUGAGGCUGGUGUUGGGCGUGGCUGGACACUUGGCAGUGGUCAGAUGUCAGGUGUGCCUGUGUCAGCGGUGAUCCUUUCCAAAAUCCACGCUCGAGAAUAGCAGUGGUGGAGUCUUAUUAUCUGGCCACACCACAGGCUGGGUGUGAGGGUGUGAGGUGAAAGCUGCUUCCACGGGUAUGAAAUUAGUCUUUUUUUUGUAAGAGAGUAAGACAUUUCUAAAGUAAGAAAUUAAAGAAAUUGAAAAAGCAGAGUAUUUCUCUUUCCACUGGUUGAAUGAGCAGAAGAGGGUUACGGAGAAGUUGAUCUGACAAUUUUGAAGCUCCCUAACAGGCCGUUUCAGCUAAGCCGUCUCUGCGUGUGUUUUCUAAACGGCAUAUUUCACAUUCGUAUCCAGAGUAUAGUUUUAAAAACUAAACUAAAAUAAGAAUUGUUAAAAUAAGUACUAAUGGUACUAAAAAAUAAUAUCCAGCUUUAUAAAUAAAAGCAGGCAAUGUAAAUGUCUAGUUUGAGAAUGGUGUUUUGCCUAAUAUAAUGUUAAAAAAGACCUAUGAUUAAUCUGCUGAAUUAGAGAAUACUGAUUCAGAUGUUUUUAGUGAGUGAAAUAACCAAAUUCAUAAUUGUUUUCUGAAGCAGCUGCAAACUUAAUCUAAAUGAAGAACUAAUAUAAAUCAUUACUGUGCAUUCUCAGAAAUGAAUUUCAUUCCUGUAUCUCUCUGAGUUGUGAAGAAAAACUGCAAGACUGGGACUCUCAUUCAUCUUUGAAUUCCCUUCAGUUUGAACAUAUUACGCUUCAUGUCAGUAGAAAUGGACAGCAGCAGUUUUAUUCAGUUUGAUGUGCCCGAGUACAGCAGCACCGUUCUGAGCCAGCUGAAUGAACUCCGCCUGCAAGGAAAACUAUGUGACAUCAUUGUCCACAUUCAGGGUCAGCCAUUCCGAGCCCACAAAGCAGUCCUUGCUGCCAGCUCCCCAUAUUUCCGGGACCAUUCAGCAUUAAGUACCAUGAGUGGCUUGUCAAUAUCAGUGAUUAAAAAUCCCAAUGUGUUUGAACAGUUGCUUUCAUUUUGUUACACUGGAAGAAUGUCCUUGCAGCUAAAGGAUGUUGUCAGCUUUCUGACUGCAGCUAGCUUUCUUCAGAUGCAGUGUGUCAUUGACAAGUGCACGCAGAUCCUAGAGAGCAUCCAUUCAAAAAUCACUGUUGGAGAUGUUGACUCUGUUACUGUUGGUGCUGAAGAGAAUCCAGAGAGUCGGAACGGAGUUAAAGACAGCAGCUUCUUUGCCAACCCAGUUGAGGUCUCCCCUCCAUAUUGCUCUCAGGUGCGGCAGUCCACCACAAGCAGUGAUCUUCGGAUGGAGACAACCCCCAGCAAAGCUUUGCGUGGCCGCUUACAGGAGGAAGGGCACUCGGACCGAGGGAGCAGUGGGAGCGUCUCUGAGUAUGAGAUUCAGAUAGAGGGAGACCAUGAGCAAGGGGAUCUGCUGGUGAGGGAAAGCCAGAUCACUGAGGUGAAAGUGAAGAUGGAAAAGUCUGACCGGCCCAGCUGUUCAGACAGUUCCUCCCUGGGUGACGAUGGGUACCACACUGAGAUGGUUGAUGGGGAACAAGUUGUGGCAGUGAAUGUGGGUUCCUAUGGCUCUGUGCUACAGCACGCAUAUUCCUACUCCCAAGCAGCCUCACAGCCAACCAACGUAUCAGAAGCUUUUGGAAGUUUGAGUAAUUCCAGUCCAUCCAGGUCCAUGCUGAGCUGUUUCCGAGGAGGGCGUGCCCGCCAAAAGCGGGCUUUGUCUGUCCAUAUGCACAGUGAUCUGCAGGGUUUGGUGCAGGGAUCUGACAGCGAGGCUAUGGUGAAUAACCCUGGGUAUGAGAGCAGUCCCCGGGAGAGGAGUGCAAGAGGUCACUGGUACCCAUACAAUGAAAGGUUGAUCUGUAUUUACUGUGGAAAGUCCUUCAACCAGAAAGGAAGCCUUGACAGGCACAUGCGACUCCACAUGGGAAUCACCCCCUUUGUGUGCAAGUUCUGUGGGAAGAAGUACACACGGAAGGACCAGCUGGAGUACCACAUCCGGGGCCAUACUGAUGAUAAACCAUUCCGCUGUGAGAUUUGUGGGAAGUGCUUUCCAUUCCAAGGAACCCUCAACCAACACCUGCGAAAAAACCACCCAGGCGUAGCCGAAGUCAGGAGUCGCAUCGAGUCCCCUGAGAGAACAGAUGUGUACGUGGAACAGAAACUAGAAAAUGAUGCAUCAGCCUCGGAGAUGGCCCUAGAUUCCCGAAUGGAAAUUCACACAGUAUCCGAUGCUCCUGAUUAAGAUGGUAAAGAAGUGCACCCAAACAAAGCACAUUAAUCAAUGCAUAUUUGUGAUUUGCUUUGUUGUAAUCUUUGGUUUUCCCAACCAUCUGGAAAUCUCUUGUUUUCUUGGCAGUCUAAGGUUUCUGGAUGGAACACUUCAUUGUGUUUAUCCUUUUCCCCACUUCCCUCCUCCCAAGGAGCUCAAAGCAUGAAGGGCAACAUAUCCAGGGAAAACGCAGGCUGACAGUAUUCCUCUCUGGCUGAACUCUUUAAUCCAAAAUCUGCCAGUGAUUUAGCUAUGCCAACUGGUUGACGCUACAUUCUCUACCAAGAGGUGUACUCUCUCUCAUUGCGUGUGCUGGCACUGGUGCAUUUCCACCAAGAGAGACUAGGAUGCCGUCAGCCGAUACAAAUGGGUAAUCUUUUCUAAUUUAAAAUUACUUUUAGGGGAUAGUUAGACAAUUUAUAUAUAUAUAUAAUAAAGUGAUUAUUAUAUAUAUAGUAUAUAUACAUUCUCAAAUUUGAUUUUAUUCUAGUUGAGGUGAAUGUAAGAGGAAUAUAUAAUACAAUGUGAACAGGGCUUUUGACUCUGUCUCAUCCCUACCUAAUAUGUUAGGAUUUUGCCCCUUUAUUUCCCUUACAAAAGAAUGUUAAUGGUUUUCAUAUAUAUUAAUCUUUGUGUCCAAAAGCAAGCAAAGCAAAUCACAGUCUUCAUAGCUCUGCUUCAUAACAAGUACAUAAACCAAAUGCCAUAAAAUGUAUCCUACUCUAGUUGGAAACCGUUUGGAAUUUUUGUUAGUUGUCCAGUAGGUGAGCUGGAUGACCUGUGGUGCUGACCUUUUUACAUAUUGUAGUGUUAUAUUAGCCAACCCCAAAGGAGCAGUGGUUUUCAAUGUUUUUACUGGCCUACAAAUCUACCUUCAUUCCGUACUGUAGAAACAUACAUACCAGGUAACUAAAUCGAAUCACUCUACCACGAGCUAGUACUCGAACUAAAGGAAAGGAGUUUGUAGCUCUGUCUACAAAAUUCUCCAAGCAGUGUUGUGUUCUUUUUCUUUCACUUUUCAAACAGUCAGUUCAGGUGCACAGCAACUUUUUCUACAUGCAGUUCCCAGGGAAACUGCAGAACUUGGAAUUUGUACUUUUUGUAAAGAUACACUCUAUGGGAAUUGCAAGCAAUAUACCUAUCUUAGUAUUGUGUGUGCUAAUGAGAGCCUCAAUGGCUCCCCCACUCUCUCAGUGUUUCCUGCUUAAAGAAACCAACAGUUAAAAAGCCCUCUAGUAUACUCUGUGUGUCACCAUUUUUUUUUUGGGUCACGUGGUGCUAUCUUUAUGUUAAGUAUCUUUUAGGUCAGUAUAGUAUAGAAAAUGUGAAGUAUAAUGGUAAUAGUGAAUUACAGUUACAAUUUUUUUCCUCUUUUGAGUUCAUAGCUUGAAAAGAGACCUCAAAAGCAUGUGCUGGCAAACACAUUACUGUAUAAAAACUUACCUGAGUCCUAUUUCAAUAAUGUUUUAGUAGUACUUUAGGAAAUGUCUUCAGUUCUGGAUUUUGCUCACAUGUGUGCUUCUAGUAUACAAAACAGGCUCUACAAGAUUGCUUUGGUACUGUAUACUCUGGCAAAGAGUAAUUUUGUGAGUAAUUUGGUUGUGAGUUUGUGCUGCAGGCUGCUGUUGGGAUGUCAGCACUCCAGACUCUGCUUGAGAACCUUGGCUCUGAAAACUCAAAACCAGCGGUUCUCCACAGAACAGCAAAACCAUUGGAAAGAAAAACAAAAAUGAAAAGCGCAACCUCAUAGGCUAUGAGUUAAGUUAGAGGAAUACAAAAAAUAGACGUUUGCUGGUUUUCCAUGCUUUUUUGGCUCUUAAAAUACAAAUAAUGGCAAUUUGGGGUGGGGGGGGAUUUUUUUUUUUUUUUUUUUUUUAAACAAAACCAUUCAAGCCCUUUGUGAUAGACCCCCGGGGGUGGUAGCUGCGCAGUAGUAUCUCUUUAGCACACAGAUCUGCUCACAUGUGAACUGCUGCACUACACAUCAGUGUUACUACGUACAGAUUACACUCUAACUCCCGCUGCUCCAGAGGAGUGGCUCUUGCUAAAUCGGGUAUAUAGUAUGCCUUUUUCCUCGUCAAACUGCCUAAGUAAUGGGUUCAUUCUCUCUCUGAAGCACUUGUUCAACUCCUGUUUAAGCCGUGUGCCUCAAGGGGAGGCUGGACCCCAAGUGUUUACCCACUUAAAUAUGUUCUGGGGUUUCAGGUAAAUGUUUGUGAAUUCUUUUUCCUUACAUGAAUAAGUUUGGUUUUGAUUUUUUUUUAAGAAUUAAAUACAAAAAAAUUGUGUUUUGAUACAAAUUAAGUUUGCGACAAGAAAUGCCCAAAUCAAGGACAUGAGAGGUCAGGCUCAGGGAAGGAACCUCCUUUUCACUCAGGCUUGGGGCAUUCUGAGAGGUCUCUAGAGCAUUCUGCGAUAUGUGAGACAAGUUAGGAGGGGAGGGCGCUUGGGGCAAGCACCUUGAAUGUCCUGGUUCUUGUCAUUGUGUCAGUCUUAACCUUAUUUACAUGGAGUUCUUUGUAUUUGUAAAUUUGUUUAACUGGUUUGAGUUUACCAAAGAGUGACUUAUCCAAAAUUGUCUCUGACAAAAAUAAACAUUGCUUUGAUUGUACAGUUCAGGUUCAAACAUUGUAAUGGGACUGUUAAAGGGGCAGAAAAUUGACUGAGUUUUUCUCUAAUAAUAAUGAUUCCGCAUUUUGCAAGUUUCACUUGCUCCCAUUCAUGUUGCUAACACUUUACCCUUUCCACUGCUAGCAGUGUUAAGAAUGAAUUCUCAAGCCAUAACACAGUACUGUAAAGUUCCACAGGGCUUUGAGGGAGGCAGCCGUAGACCAGCACAGAGAUGUGUAGCCUCUCUAAGCACUCAUACUGUCAUGCUUCCUACUGCGCAUGGCUGUGAAAGAUUAACUCUGGCAGCAGCAAUUAAUUGUGCCUUGUCACAUGAGGAUGUGCCAGGAGGAUUAACAUGACCACAGAACAGAAACAUUCUCUCCCCGAAGUUCACGUCUCCACAGACGAAGUACGCUGUUGUAACUCCUUAGAGCAAUUCUUUUUGGAAAGCAAAGUCCCUAUUUCUGUACAGUUUUAGGUUAGAUGUUUCAUUUAUAACAAAUGCAGAAAUCAAUUAAGAUAAAGUGAUAUGUGAAGAAAUCUUUUACAGUAAAAUAUAUCCUGAAUUCAUAUAGGCUUGUUCAUAAUUGAGUCUCUUCUUGAGCUACCUUUUUCAAUACGUAGACAAUGUGAAGACAGUGACAGCGUCCUUUUCUAUAGUUGUUUAACCUGUUAUUACAAACUGUGAAAACAAAGAAUUUUAUACUUUACUAAUGUUUGUGGUUUUAAACAGUUACUUUCAUUUUAAUCAGUUCUCUAUCCUAUAGUUUCUACUCCAGCUGUAAAUACAUUUAGAAAUUAUAUUUGUAAAUACAGUAUCUGAUGACAAGUUAAUUUUUUGGUCAGUGGAAAGCCUCCCAAUCGGCUCUGCCUUGGUUUUUUGUUAUUUUAAACAGCAGAAAGGAUACUGUCAGUUCACUGUUAAGCAGAGUAUACUGUAGAACUAAAUUGAUAGUUUUUUUUUUUUUUUUUUAAUAAUCUUCCAGAGCAUGAGUAGGUGUCUUUUUUAAUAAUGGCAGUCAUAACCAAGUCUUUGUUUUUCCCUUAGCCCAGACCAUAGGCCUGCAUAUUUUUGUGUGUGGUUUUGUUUUUACUUUUGUUUCUACAGGCUAUAUUUUAGGAAGAACUUGCAGGAAUACAAAACAAGGGCUGGGAGGAAAAUCGUCUAUGUGAACGAGCUUUACGUUAAAGAGAUCAGUGUAUUUUAUUUUAACAACUUUUCCUAUUAGUUACUGUGAUUUUUAUGUUGCUGUCAUCGUUAUUGUUAAAAUCUGUAACGGUUUCCUGUGAAGCCUCCACUGAAAGGGACUCAAAUAUGCAACAGCUAAACUAUUUCCAAGGGCGCACGCCCCUUGAAUGGUGCUUCUAGACUGGUCAGGGUUAUUUAUUAAAUUUUAUAUAUGAAAGUAUUGGGGAAUUGUGUAAAUUCUUUAUAUGAAACUAUCUAGUUCUUAAAUCAUAGAUUUCGUAAUACUCAGUGCAACUGAACUAAAGGUUCAGAAAAGUCAUUCACAUUGUUCCAAAUUUGUAAUGGUUGUCACAUGUCACACACAUCUUUUUCAGUAAGUGCCGGAGUGUUUCCACUGUUUCUGCCCAGUGCUUGACUUUCUGGCCCAGAAGAGACCCUCUUUUCCCUGGUUCCCUCCCUGGGUCUGGCACAGACAGGGCUAUUGUAGUUCUUGAUCAAGUCCUGAAGUAAGCCUCGCUUGGCGCUCCUUGUAGCAGAUUCAGUAAACAGACCUCUUGCUGCCCCUCAGUGACAAGUAUGCUGUGAAUUCAACCUUUGGACUUGUUGCUCAAGUCAUUGGUUGCUGCUCUGACUAUAGUAAGAGGUAAACUUACCUGGUUUGUUUGAGAAUGACCAUUUUCCUAAUGUGAAAACCAUCUCUCACCACUUUUAUUAGUAGGGCUAACAUUUUUUUCCGUUAUAAAUGGUUGAGCAAUUUGAAUGACUUAACACAGUGUCAUUAUCUUGCAAUAUAAACUGGUAACCUCACAACUCCACACUUCAUCACCAUAUGAAGUAAAUGAAGCUAGCUAAGCGGAUGCUGUAUCAACUAGUAACUUGCCAUUAAGGGUUAUUUUAUAGCAUGACUUUAAGACUAUUUAUUCAAAUGAUAUUUUACUCCUGUAUUCAUUUUGUUUUAGAUUUGUGACAUGAAUAUUUCAGUGCUGCUUAAUUUUGUUCUGAUGAAUCCUUGUUUCUUGCUUGUAAAUGGCUUUUUUAUGGUAUAAAUAAAGUCAAUGGAAAUUGC